Messenger RNA from Thalassophryne amazonica, 3217 nucleotides. RefSeq names its product cytospin-A. The transcript has 12 exons. NCBI's taxonomy places the organism in Eukaryota, Metazoa, Chordata, Actinopteri, Batrachoidiformes, Batrachoididae. The record is from RefSeq and is a predicted model, not a curated record. The coding region runs from base 261 to 2015 and encodes 584 amino acids. Gene Ontology annotation, molecular function: protein binding.
CGCAGUUUGUGGGGAUUAAUGUCUCACAUUCUCGACCACAUGCUCUCAGCACUGAGCUGUUUGCUGAAUUAAAGUCUGAAUAAAAUGAGUUUGAUCUCGGCGGAAACGCAGCAGGAAGAAAAGCGCGAAGCAGCUCAACUAGAAGACUUUCUGGACUAAAUUACCCGCUUGUAGAGCUGUGUGUAGGUCGCCUCCAGUGGAGAACCAAAAAGUACCAGGAACUUGUGGGGCUCUGUCAAUGCCCCAGUCCCUGCUGCAGGAUGGGUAACUUUUCCAGCAAAGAUGUUCAUGGGCCAACAGGGGUGCAUUUGGAUGGUUUCCACACUCCUCCUGCUUCACCACAGACGGAUGUGUCUGCUUUUGUGUCCAAUGUUCCUCAACUCCUUCAGUUGUCCUCGCCUCAUUCCUCUCCUGUGGUCCAGGCCUCAACAACAGCUACCAUUCCAGAUCUCAGACGCAGUGGAAAGAAAUCCCAGCAUAGUACAAGUCCCCCUCCUCAACGGACAUACUGUCCACCAAGUGUCUCUAACAGGUCUGGACGUCUUGCAGCAGCCACGGGACAAGUUGAAUUUGAGUGGAGUGGAGGUUCUCCUGCUCUUACCUCCACCCUCAGGACUCCAGUCUGUCAGGGGACGACUGCAUCCAUCAGCCCGGCAAAGACGUCCGACUCUUGUAGUAGCACCUCAACAGUGAUGCAGACUGAUUGUUCAGAACCAACCGGAGGAGGACAGGACGGUGGUCUGAGUCAGCCGGCUGAGGCUGGAUGGGGGGAAGAGCUGGAGAAUUUGCUGGACGAGUUUAGAACCGUGUUGGGUCUCACCAACAGUCAGGACGGCACCAUGAACACAGCAGAGAUACUGAAACAUCUGCUGACUGAAGUGAAAAGUUUGAAGACUGCGUUUGAGACAGAACGUGGGGAAUGGGUGCAGUUCCAGGCUGACCUGCAAGUGGCGGUGGCAGUGGCAGACCGUUUGAGGGCUGAGGCUGAAGAAGAGCUGGCAGUGCUCCGUGCGGCGCACGAGAACGUGGUGCGGGAACUGUCAGCUGCGCAGCAGAGACUGAAGGAGGCUGACCUUCAGCUCGUCUCACUGCAAGGAGAGCUGAAGGUCAGCAGACAGAGACUGCCCGCACUCAGCCAACACAAAACCCAUGCCCAGGAUCCAGAGUGGUCCAACAGAGAACCAACCAAUACCUGUGAGGUCAAAGACGGGACGCCGAGGGGUCAGAAGACAGGGACGCACAGGCCAGUGCCAAACAGGACGGAGAGUCAGAGUCCAAGGAUGAAGGAUGGAGUUAAAGAGGAGGCCAGGACAGACGGUGAAGGUUUGGGUAAACACUACCUGAGAAAUGGGACCAAUGGUGAUGGGAGGGGAGAUGAGGUGCCGUCCAGUGAGACACAGAGGAAGUCAGCCACAGAGAGGUCAAGAAGCCUGUCCAGGUUGCCCGUGUCCUCAGACUUUUCCACCAUACAGAAUGGAACGUUCCAGUCCAACAAGACUGGAACAGCUGUGUCUUCAAACAAGAAUUUUGGACAACUCAGAGGACGAAGAAACAGCGACCGACAAGAUAGCGGGUCGAGCACGGACACAGGAAAACAAGAAGAGUCUCUGAACAGGUACAACACCGCCCUCAGUGAACUGCCUCAAACUAAGUCACAGGACGGCUUCAAUCUGCUGUUGCGUCGUCAUGGGGGAUCAAAAAGAAACUCGCUGCUCCGUUGGUGCCAGAGCCGAACCCACGGCUACCAGAAUAUUGACAUUACUAACUUCAGCAGCAGCUGGGCUGAUGGUCUUGCAUUCUGUGCCGUCUAUCACACCUACCUCCCCUCGCACAUCCCUUAUUGCACACUCAGUCCAGAGAACAAGCGGGAGAAUCUUAGUUUAGCCUUCAAAACAGGGGAGACUGUUGGGAUUGUACAAUCCUUGACUGUAGAAGAGAUGCUGAGAGCAGGAGGACCUGACUGGCAAAGAGUCCUGAGCUACGUAGAGAACAUCUACCGCCACUUUGAGAUGUGACUGCUGGAGGUACAAACAGAUCAUCCCACAGUGCUUCCAUCAAGACUGAUCCGAGGAAAAGCUCUGAAGUGGAUCUUCACAGUGACUGAAAACCCCCCAAAAACCAGGUGUUACGGCUAGUGAGAAUGUGAUUACGCUCGUGAUUUUACACCGUAAAGAUGUCAAUUGAGGGAUUUUGGACAACAAAUGCAAUGUUCUGAUCAUGUCUUCGGAUACUUAGAGAUUAGUUGUUGCAGAUGAAGAAUCAAACAGUUGCAUGUUGUAGUGUUUUGGGUAAAGGUUAUCCCCUGUCUGAUAUCAGAGGAUGUGUAGGUAACCUCUUUGAAGAAGCUAACGUAUGUACAGGUUGAGUUAGUGUUAAAGUCUGCGCACUGGUACUUCUUCAUAUCACAGUGUUGAGCGCAGAUCUCAAACUCUACCUGCUUUUAUCUGCUGUCAUCUUCGUCUGCUUUUUACACCGCGGCGGGCAGAGCUAACCGAAAAGCUAGCUUUGAUAACUGCUAAUCCGCUAACUGAAAAGUUAACUUGCAGUAAUGCUAAACUAAUAAACUGGUUUAAAAAAAUCAAUUUCAUUCACUAUCAAACAUCACUUUACUAGUUUAACAACCACAAAUACGGUGACGGUAUUCAGUCAGACCGUUAUUAGAUCCACUGAUUGCUGUCCCUGCCCGAAAAGUGAGAUGGGAAGCACAGCUAAUGCUAAUUCUGGAUAAUGCAACAGAAAGAGCUGCACAAGUUUUUUCAUCACAAAUGUAAGAUCACUGGCCAACAAAUUGGAACAGCUGGAACUUACCAUAUCUGUGAAGAAAAACAUACUGGACUGCUGCUGCGCUAAGAUUAGUAACUGUGGCUAAGCUCAGUGAUGCUGGGAGAGGCUAACAGGCUAGCACUGGGAUGCGCAGCUAACUGCUACAGCAGGAAAGUACUCUGGUAAGCACAGAGAAUGACUUUAUAGAGGGUUUUCAUGUGACGUAUCAGUCACGUCACUUUGUGUCCCGCGGCCAUUCUGGAUUACGACGCGGUGGCCGCUGUGAUAUGCUACGUGCAUUUGCCGAACAACUGCACAAGCUUCAACGUCGACGGUGUGAAGAAGCCUCACGGCACCGUGGCGCUGAGAGAGAUCCGCCGCUAACAGAAAUCCACUGUUACCAGAAUUUAUCUUAUUUUAUUCGGCAAUUAAGUUAUAUAAGAAUACAUAAAAA